UGGCAGGUCGAAAAUGGGGGAUAUCCCAAAAUCCAGCUAUCUGGGUCAAUUUGGUAAAAUUUUGAUUUUUUUUUCUCAUUUUGGCCAAAAUUUGAUUUUUUAAAAUUCACCAAAAAAUCGAAAAAGGCACUUUAGCACUUGAAAUUUUGACAGGUGAUGAAUUUUUGCCUGCUCUUUCGAUUUACCUUUGUACGGUUUGAAAAAUUUUAUACUGGUUCUAUGUUGGAACGCAAAAUCUGCGAUUUCGGUUGACCUGUCAAUCAAAAUGACCGCCAUUUUGUAAGUAGGGCCACUUUUUUUUUAGGACAAGCCAACAAGGGCUAGAAAUGUUCCUCAGGACUCCCCCUUUAAGAAAAAAGUUGUCCCGGAGGAUCGGAAGGGGGGUGCAAGUGAUCCUUAAACGGGCCUUCCGACCGCGAUAUAAGGGACUUGAGGAAUUCAUCGCUCAUUCUUGGAAGCGGACUGCAUGAUGACGCGUGAUAACUGAUAAGAAUGCUUGCUUGGAUCUUGAGAAGGGCUAGAAAACGAUCAAAACUGUUUCAAAAUAGAAAAUUACACUGAAAGAAAUAAACAGUAAUCGUUGCAUUGAAACGAUGCACUCAGUGCAUUAAAACGCGGUAAUUUUGGUAUAGGAAUGAAACGCAUUAAUCAGUACAUAUUUAGACAAUAUAAUCAGUACAUAUUUAGAGAAGUAACUAUUACACAGAAGUGUGGUAACCAUUACAUCGUUUUUAUUCAACAAAUAUUUAAAAGGUGGGGUUAGGGGUAUAUCAAUUUCAAGUUUCUCCACACAUCUAAAUAAUCCUCACAGCAACGAAUUUUUCCAGACCUUAUUUACCUACGAAAAUUUUCCGACCUAACUGGGAUUCGAACCUGCGACCUCUCGUUCCUAACUACCUACACUUAACGACAUGGCCACGAGUAGAAUAUUUGAUUCAGGCCCUAGAAGUAUUUAUAUGUUUUUCACUGUUUGGGAAUAAAGGAUUUCAUUGCAGUAUGGCGAUGUACUCAGUACAUCGUUUACUGUAUUCAGUAAAUCAGUACAAAGUUCUCAGUCAUAUAUGAGAAAUGUAAUCAUUUCUUACUACAUGAUGUAAUUAUUACCCACCAAAUGAUGUUUUGAAUACCAUGUCUGCAGGACUGAGUCCCUAAAGAAAUGUAAUGAAAACAUAGAAAUGAAUUUUAAAAAGUGAUGCAAUAAAUCCAUCCUGGCGAUGUACUCAUUCCAUUAUUUGAUGCAUUCUCUGAUUUAAACUAUGUAAUCAUUACAUCAAAAUGAGGUAAUUCGAAAAUUACUGUACUGUGCAGUAACCAUUGCAUCAAUUUCGGGACUGAAUAGCGCGUUUUGAAAAUCAUUUCUUUCAGUGUACGACUUAUUUUCGAUUUUAAUUUUAUUUUCGGUUCUAUUAUAGAAUUUUAGGGAUCCCACUUUAUGCUCAAACGUUGAAUUGUUAACAUUAUCAAGGAUCCUAGUUUGAUGUGAAAAGGUGACUCUUUCAUGAUGGACGAUUCGUAUGAUUAUAGUACGUUGCUCAAUAUAGCUGUACAUUAUUACUAUAAUAGUUCAAUUAUACCGGAAAAUAUAAGAAAAAUGACAGAAACUGUGUGCACUAACGUCUCCAAACACAGUCCCACUACUACUUUUGAAACAUCGAUAAUAGCUAUAAUUAGUUUCUUCGUCAGUUAUCAAUUUCAAGUGGUUGUUGCUGAAAAUGAACUAACUCAGAAUGUCCAAGUAGAAGUGCCGGAUGAUUGGCGGAAUGCCAUUUACAUUCAUCAUAAGAAUCAAAUGGCGAAUUAUUUCAUCAAGUUACACGAUCAAACAUUUAUCGUAUGCUUAGUUUACAAUUCAACUAUAGAAAAAACAGUACUAACUUUAUGUCAUGACAAACGUGACUUUAUAUUGACGUUACGCAAAAUGGAAAUAGAUGGGCUGCUGAUCGAGCAGGUGAAGGAUCGCUGGGCCGCUCACAUAUUAACUACCCUCGACAAAAGCCUCAGAUCAGCGGUGAAAAAUGCGGUCCUCAACCAGCCUCCAUCAAGUGAAGGUUCGCCGAGUUCACAAGUUGACCUUCUUGAUUCUUGAAUUGAGCUUCAUCGAUUAGUUGCAUUCUGUCAAUCUCAAUAUGCCUGAGUUUAUAAUAACAUGAGGCGACUUACAUACAAUGUGCGGCUAUUGAAUAAGGAGAUUGGGCGCGCAUCACGCAUACAUACGACCCCCUUGUAGUGGGGAAGGGAAAAUGAAUACACUGUUAGGUAUCUGGAAGCCUCUACUAUUUCGAUACCAAAAUUCGUUUUCAUCCUUUCAGUAAUUUUUUUUUCUAUAGUGGUCUGAAACGAACGUGUUUUUAUACAUCCUCAUGCAAAACAACAUUUAAAUUAAUGAAAAACACAAGCUAGGAAUCAAUCUGAAAUUUCUCAUUGAAUUGAAAAAAACGUUGACUGAGUGUUAUGAAUUGUCAAAAGAGACUUGAAUGUAAGAAUCCUCUUUGAUCAACUAUAAAAAGGUAUAAUUAUUCUCAUGGAAAAAUUCUAGACAAAAUAUUGCUACUCGAUGGUCCAAAGUCCUCCAAAGUGUAAAGUCUCUACCUACAAGUUGCCUAACUACGAGUACUUAGCACGUGGCUUCUUCGUUAUCAACGAUUCUACCGAUCACACUGAUCACUUCGUUUUUGUUGAAUUACACUUCUCCUUCGCAAUUUAUGUUUCAGCCAUACUGCAUUUCAAUUAACAUAAUAUCAUCUUAUAGAAAUUAAUGAAUGAAAAUUAUGUUUGUUUUUGAUUCUAUCUAAGUAUCUGCGUCUGUGAUAAUCUUUUGUUCAGAAUUGAAAUUUAUUUAUUUCAAUUUGUAUUAACUACCUAAAUGUGUGUUCCAAAAUCCAAAUUGUUUUUGUACUUUGGUGAAUAUUGUUUAUGUAUUGUAGUUAUUUUAACUAUGUUUGGUGUUUCUUUUUCCUAAUAAUUUGAAACUUUUUAAAAAAAUGUGUUACUAAAUAAAAUCAAUUUUAUUUUAAUAGUCAGUAUUUCCUUUCAAAAAAUUUAAUCAUAAUUGAUCAUUAAUUUUAAAUUGUUAUUUCAUAUUUGACCAAGUUAGUUUAGGUACCUCGAUUUAUCAAUGUUGAAUUUAGGUACCUCGAUCUAGUUACCUCAACUAUCAA
Messenger RNA from Planococcus citri (citrus mealybug), 3158 nucleotides. RefSeq lists its product as uncharacterized. Lineage: Eukaryota; Metazoa; Arthropoda; Insecta; Hemiptera; Pseudococcidae. Bases 1499 to 2086 code for a protein of 195 amino acids. The transcript is spliced from 5 exons. The record is from RefSeq and is a predicted model, not a curated record.